GUUACCAUCAGACGCCAAAACGUCUAGCACAGCAUGUUGACACUCGUGAACGUUAUUGAACUAAACCUCUCUGUUUUUCCGGGACAAUUAACUAUCUGCAAAUUUAAAGAAAAUGCUGAUACUGGAAUUACAUCCAGUUACGUCGGUGCCACUAGUGCCAACAAGGUUUUUGUCCGACAUACCAAUCCGGUACAACAAGAUCAAAUCCAGUAUUUGAAUAUCGAUCAGAGAAUUACAGCACUCUGUAAUCAUCCUGUUUAUCAUGCUGCAGUUGUUAUAGGCACAACAUCACACUUACUUGUAUAUGACAUAGCUGAAAAUAGAACUAUGAUGAGUAAAGAGAUUGAAAAUGGUGUUGGAGCUGUAUUGAUUGGGUCGUUCAAUGAGGAGGGUGAGAUAAAUGUCAUUAUUGGUGGUAACUGUUUCCUCCAGUGUCUGAACAUGGAGGGCAACGAGCGUUACUGGAAUGUCAUGAGUGACCAGGUUUCCGCAUUGGCUCUCUUCGAUUCUGAUGGCGACGGCCACAAUCACUUGAUCGCUGGAACAGAUGACGGAAAUCUACGUCUGUUUAAAAAUGGACGCAUGACCUCUGAGAUCAAAGAAACGGACGCUGUCACGUACCUAACAGCCUUGACAGAUCAUUGUUUUGGUUAUGCUUUAGCCAAUGGAACUGUGGGUGUUUACCACAAACGCAACCGCCUAUGGAGAAUUAAAUCCAAGAAUCAUAUUGUGGCUCUGGCAUCUUUCGAUGUGGAUAAUGACGGCCAUCCGGAAUUGGUAUGUGGAUGGAGUCACGGCCGGUUCGAUGCUAGACAUUGGCAGACGGGAGAAGUUGUUUUCAAGGAAAAGCUUGAUGCUCAGCACUCUAUUGCAGCCCUAGUCGUAGACGAUUGGCUUCAAAUGGGACACGCACAGCUUAUUGUAUGCUCACAGCUUGGUCAAGUUUGGAGUUAUCUGCCGAGUGACUUGGAAUCAACUUCGCUUGACCGGAUCAAGGACGAGUAUGCCACUCAAGCAGAGGAAGAGGCCAUCCGGUUGUUACUCAUUGGUAAACAAAACCUCUUAGCUGAGCUGGAACAUAUCCGACAAUCUGGACCUUCUACCGAAGUGGCUGACGAAGAAAUGCAUUUGACAUUGACACAUAACCAAGAAAAUGUACUACUUCAGUUAGAAGGAGGCGGCAUGAUUAAUGCUGUGAUAGUCUUUGCCGAAGGCCUGUUUGCAAAUGGAGAGAGCCACGCACUCCAUUAUGACCCCCCGAGGACAUCAGUCGGAAUUCCCCUGCCGGUUCAACGAAACUUGGCCGUCGAUUUGCAUGUGAAUGCUAUCUUCGGCUCCCCCAACAGUGAACUACUUAAAGUAGUUGAAAUUGUUCAUCCAUUGCCGACUUUCUCGCGCUUCAAAUCCGUUUCAUGGUCAUCUGCGGAGAAUCCCUCAGCCCUUCAAUUCCGUAUAACGGCUCGUCUUCAAGAGCGGAUACAAAGGAUCGGGUUUUGGAUAGCUCAGAAUUUCAUUGUGUCUCCGGAGUUGCUUAACAGUGACACAUCAAUAGAAUUGGCCUUCGAAGUUCUCCCAUGGCGAACACCUCUAACAAUGAUUUUCCGUAAUGAAGGCUCCUUUCUGAUCGAGUCAGAUCGUCUUGACCAUGUGUCAGAGUUGAUUCAACACCUGGCUAAAUUCUUCAAUGUCCAACACUUGGGAACCGAGAUUGAAAUUAGGGAUGAUCAUCGAAAAGAGCUACUUGAGCUGAUGGAAGGUGUUCGCGGAUACCAGGCUAUUCGGCAACGCCUCACGGUAGAUAUGGCUGAUCAGGUGAAUGAAAUCAGGAAUUGGUAUAAUGAAUCAGAAAACGCCCGUUUGAUGAACGACAUGGUGGAAAUGAAACGUUGUUAUGCCGCCAUAUUGAGCGGAAAUCAACAACUUGUCGACCAACAAAACAUCCGUGACUCCAAUUACAGCGAGCUAAUGAAGCGCCUCAAGCAAAUCAAUCUUCAUGUUCAACAUUCCUCUAACUGUCGCGUGGGGAAAUAUCAAACAGACGUAAUUCAAGCUAGUCGACAGGCUAUUAAAGCGGAAGACUUUGAACAACUUAUCAAGAUCACUUUGCAUGGCAUUGAAAAUCCUUAGAAAACAACUAUUCAUUUGGUUUUGAUCUAAACUUGUAAUCUUUUGUAACUGACCUAACCAGUCUUCUGCUAUCAGUUGACUAGAUUACCUGUAAAUCUAUUCAACUUUGACUGAAGAUCGCAAAUGAUUUCUCGAAA
Messenger RNA from Daphnia carinata, 2264 nucleotides. RefSeq names its product Bardet-Biedl syndrome 2 protein-like. The transcript is spliced from 8 exons. Bases 34 to 2127 code for a protein of 697 amino acids. Gene Ontology annotation, biological process: non-motile cilium assembly. The record is from RefSeq and is a predicted model, not a curated record. Lineage: Eukaryota; Metazoa; Arthropoda; Branchiopoda; Diplostraca; Daphniidae. Gene Ontology annotation, molecular function: protein binding. Gene Ontology annotation, cellular component: neuron projection; ciliary basal body; BBSome.